Molecule: messenger RNA, 2878 nt
Organism: Zerene cesonia (dogface butterfly)
Lineage: Eukaryota; Metazoa; Arthropoda; Insecta; Lepidoptera; Pieridae
Product: arrestin domain-containing protein 1-like
Exons: 6
Coding region: 123-1409 (428 amino acids)
Biological process (GO): protein transport
Cellular component (GO): cytoplasm
Source: RefSeq, a predicted model, not a curated record
UUGAGCACCUAUUAGAGAAACAUCGGAAGUUUUUAUCAUUAAUUUAAUUUAUGUUUAAUUUCACUAAAAAUUAGGUUGAUUUUUAUUUUUUAAAACUUCUUCGUUUGAAAGUCAUUAUAAGAAUGGCAUUUAAAGGUUUUAAAGCUGGAACUAUAAGUUUAGAUGAACCGCGGUCCAUUUACUAUUCUGGGCAGGUGCUCACGGGUAAAAUUUUAUUCGAAUUGGAUGAAAUCUUAACAUUUACAGCAAUCAAAGUUGCAUUCAUUGGCCAAGCUAUCGUUAAAUGGUCAGAAUAUCAAACUGAAAAAUAUUCAGGCGUGGAAAGAACUAGAGAGAUAGAAUACUACGGCCAGGAUCCAUACUUCAACUUUGAACAAUGUUUGUGUGGUGGAUCUGUUACCACUCUGCCAGCUGGGCCUCAAUCAAUAAGCUUCUCCUAUUUAAUACCAAGCAAUGUGCCAUCAUCAUUUCAAGGUGCUAAAGGACAAGUGAAAUACACAAUUAAAGCAUAUCUUGAAUAUCCAGAUUCAACAAGGUAUGAGCUUACCACUGACUUUGAUGUGAUAGCUCCCCUGGACUUAAAUACCAUAGAUUGUAUUAAGAAUCCAAUAGCAAUGGAGUUUGAGGAAGUAUCAAGUUGCAACUGUUUUUGUCAAGAGGAAUUAAUCAAUGUAAAAAUACAAUUACCCGUGUCUGGCUACUGCCCUGGUCAGAUCAUGAAGAUCCAAAUAGAUUCACAGAAUAACACUGGUUCGGAAGUGACUAAGAUUCUGUUUCAAUUGAUUAAGAAGGAGAGGUACCACUCCCAACAGCCAAUAUCCACAUACAUGCCACCAGAAGAAGUUUUGUACAGUUUGGUCCAAGGCCCUAUAUUGGCCCAUACAAAGCGUAGCUUCACGUGUCAGAUGCGAGUGCCCAACAUUAUUGCGUAUAAUUUGGAAAACUGUCGUGUUAUUGAUGUCGCAUAUUUUUUAAAGGUAAAACUAAAAAUGUCUGGGUGCAUCGACGAUGUUGAAGAUGAAUGUGAAUUAUGCAUUGGUUUAGUGCCUUUAAGAGAAACAGUGGAAGGUACAUACGUACACCCCAUGUCUUUCCUUCUUCCACAAGCCCCCCUUCCAACAACCACACAAAAUAUACAAACGUACCCAAAUAAUACAUGUCCUUUACCUGUCCCUAAUGUACCUAAUGUUACCAGUCUAAGUAAUAACGCACAAGCAUAUCCAACGAAUACACCAUGCCCUAUCCCGACCCUUAAUGCUGCCAGCUUAAAUAAUCAGCCUUCAUAUGUUAUUGGUUUUAAAGUACCGGGGAUGCCAGCCGCAAAUACAAGUGCAUAUCCAUUAAGUGAUAAGAGUGCACAAAAUAGAUAUUCCAACGAAUUUCCUAAACCAUCUGCCCCGCCUUUGUAAUUUUCGGAUUUCAUAUUUUUGUAUGCUUUACAAUUUUUAGGAUUUAAGAGAAUUUUUUAUACACAAAAUAUUCAUUGUAAAGAAAUAUAAAAAUUCAAUCGAAUUAAACAAAAAAAAUAACUAAUAACUCAUAGAGAUAUUUUUGGAAAUUGAGAAGCAAUUGAGGUAAGAUUUUAUUUUUUGAUUUAAUAGUUAGGUUUAUGGUGAUUUAUUUUUUUAAAUGUAUACUCGAAUAUAAUAAGCUUUAGCUUAAGAAUUUUUUGUAACUUUUUAAAGACAUAUUGACGUAUAACGUUUUUUGCAUGAAAUUGUUGGACAAAAUGUCUAUAUUAGAAAUCGCACUAUAUAUAUCUAGACUAGAUCAAGAAAAAGGAAAAAGAGGGAGCUGUCGUAAAUAAACAACAACAUCGAAAUUAGUGACACCUCGGUUAUAUGGUAUAUCAUUAAUAGCAUGGAGUAACUAGCACUAAAUUUGGGGUCGAAUCUGAUAGGCGGGCUUAAAUUUUAUGUUGCCAGUGUGGUGCAGCGAAUCUCCAAAAUGCAUUUUUUUUUAUUUGGUAUGGAAUUAUAUAAAGACAGUUUUAUAAACUUCCUCAUAAGUUUAAGUAACUGCAACAUUUUUAGAAUAAAUAAAUGUUCUUAUUUGGCAACACUGAUAAAAUGGCGAUCGGUUACUUGUUAAAAGUAAUACCGGAUUUUCUUUUCACAAUAUAUUUUGUAAAAAUGCUAAUACUCGCGACAGACUGAUGGGCGGCAGUCUUCAUAAUUAAUAUGAUAUUACCUUCGUUUUAAGUGCCGACUCUUUCUGACUUUACUGCUUUAUUCAUCAGACUUCUAUGUGUACAUAGUGCAAAAGUAGAAGUUGAUAACGAAAUAUUUUAUAUGUAAUUUACACAAAUAAAAAGAACCUUUCAUUUAUUUUUUUUAAUACACCUAGAGCCGUAUAGACAAGAAGUGACUAAAUCAACCUACCAACCUGUAAUAUGGUAAAAAAAUAAUUUAAAUGUGCCAUAUUAUAUUUUUAUAUAAGUAUCCUUUUUGUUGUAAAACUGUAAAAUGACUAUUUUCUAUUGCUUUAUGAAGAGGCAUAUUUGUUAAAUCUUUAUUGUACCUCAUUUAUAUGUUCCUCAUAAUUGUACUUGUUAUUAAUCUCAAACUCUUUAGUUUUUGGAUGCCAAGAAUAUCGUUGGUAAAAGUUUUUUGAAUCCCUACAAAUUGGUUUGUAAUUUAGUGUUAUUAUUGCUAUCCUAAAUAUAUUAUUUACUCUUAUGAACAUAAUAACGUGCCUAUUUUAUGAUAACCUGGUGCUUUAUAUUUUCAUAUUUUCUUAGAUACUAAGCAAAAUCACAAGUGUUAAAAUCAGUAUUUUUGAUUGUUUAUUAUAUAUAAUUGUUACAAUAUAUUGAAUUGAAUAUUUCGAUGUUUGAAUAGAUUUUUUUUAUGUCAGUAAAGAUGUUAUUAAAAAUAUA